AUGGCGCUGUCGUUCUGCUCUGCUGGGCGCGGGCGGGCAGGGUCCUGUCGAACGCGGGGCGGGCAGCUGAUAAAGCCUCACGGCAUGGGGCGCGGCCCGCAGUCACCCUUGAACACGCGGAGGGGAGUGUAUUGCUUUAAGUGUAUUGCUUUGCCGCUCCUCUCUGCCCGACGGAUGGCUCAACCGUGGGCGGGUUUUACAAAACAGGAAACAGUAACAGGGCUGUUUUCCAAGGACUGCAUCCUCCCUUGUCCUUUCCCACCUGGGGACGAUGAAGUAAUUUACUGGAAGAAAGGGGACAAAAAUGUGCACAGAUACUACUACCAGAGGGAUCAGCUUGAAAUACAAGACCCAGAUUACAGAAACAGAACACACCUUUUCCACGAGAACAUUCCUGGUGGAAAUGCCUCCUUGAAACUUCAUAACUUGACCUUGACUGAUGAGGGCACUUACAGUUGCUACGUGGGAACACACCAGAAUAAAACAGAAGUGGAAGUCACGCUGAGCGUAAGAGACCAACUGUCUAAUGUGGAAGGAAGUAACACUACAAUUCCCUGCGAAUACAGCAAUAACACUGCAAACACGGAAGGUUUCAGUGUUGUCUGGACGUUAAACAGAAAUGCGGUGGUUUCAGUCCUGGCCUCCUUCAAUGGUACAUCUCACUCUUACCAGCCUCGAGUCCAGAUAAACGAAUAUGACUUUUCACUGGUAGUGCAUGAUCUUACUGCAAACGACAGUGGAGAAUAUCUGUGCAAUGUUUCAGUGCCUCACUACACAAAACUUACUGUGACAACUUUGCAAGUUGAAAAUUCAGGUAGAACCGGGGAACUUGUGUCAGGAGUGAUCACUACUGCAGUGGUGUUGCUGGUAGCAGGAUUCUGUUUGGUGGUCUGCAUCAAGAAAUACAAAGGAAAUCUUUUGAGCACCCUGACAUGCUCUAAGAAAUCCAUCUCUGCACAAAUAGAUGCUACGGAGCAUGAUUCUUUCUUGGAGGCUGAGGCAAAAACCACGACAAAGGCCAAAUAA
Molecule: messenger RNA, 1026 nt
Organism: Charadrius vociferus (killdeer)
Lineage: Eukaryota; Metazoa; Chordata; Aves; Charadriiformes; Charadriidae
Gene: HHLA2
Product: HERV-H LTR-associating 2
Exons: 5
Coding region: 1-1026 (341 amino acids)
Biological process (GO): negative regulation of T cell proliferation; positive regulation of T cell proliferation; cellular response to lipopolysaccharide
Cellular component (GO): external side of plasma membrane
Source: RefSeq, a predicted model, not a curated record